CCCCACUGCUUCUUCUUCGCCGUCGCUGUAAACAAUUUGAAAUUUGCAUUUAUUCGCGAUUCAGUCGCCAAUCAUCCGCUAAAUUGCGCGACAAAAGAGUGCUAAAUUGGUGGUUCCGGCGUGUGCAGAGACAAGCGGAUAGGCAAGCGAGCAGCGAAAGCAAACGGAGGGCGGCAAACGUUAUUUUUUCCAAUUUGGAAGAUAGCCAAAAACGGCGAGAAAGCAAAAAGUGGACAUUUGAACCGCAUUACAGAGCACAAAAAGCGAAAGGAACAGCUGGCGGAUCAGGUGCGUGGCUGCAGCGGAAUCACUUGCUGCUAACCCGGCCCUAAGUAAGCACCUUAUGUGAAAAUCGGCCAAGAGCACCGCAGCACAACAACCGCCAUAAACCGGCAACAGCUGAAAGCUACUUCUGCUUACGUAAGCCACCGCACACAAGCCGUUAGGAAAGUCGCUCUACCGCCGAAAUGUCGCAGGUCUCAACACUUAUCGAUGUGGACAAGCCCCUCUUCGACCUCAGCACCUUUGCUGGGCGCUUCCAGUACUUCGCCUGGAUGACGGAUCCCCGCACCGUAAUCCUCUCCAGCGAUCGUCUGCUCGAGGCCAAAGCCAUGGUGGAGCGCUACCGGAAAGGCGAUCAGUCGCCGCAGGUGAAGCCGGAGCAAGUGCACUACAACAUGAAGCUGUACAGCUCCGCAUUUCACCCGGAUUCUGGGGAGCUGCAGAACUUUUGCGGCCGCAUGAGUUUUCAGGUGCCCGGCGGCAUGCUGAUCACCGGUGGCAUGUUGGCCUUCUACCGCACCGUGCCCGCCGUGGUUCUUUGGCAGUUCAUCAACCAGUCCUUCAAUGCGGUGGUCAACUACACGAACCGCAAUGCCAACUCGCCCACCAGCGUUACGCAGCUGGGCGUGGCCUACGUAUCGGCCACGACUUCGGCCCUAAUAGCCGCCAUUGGAUGCAAGAACUACUGGUCUAAGAAGGCGAGUCCUCUGUUUCAAAGAUUCGUGCCCUUUGCCGCAGUGGCGGCCGCCAAUUUCGUCAACAUUCCGCUGAUGCGACAGAAUGAGAUACUGAAUGGCAUCGAGGUGAAGAACGAGGAGGGAGAGAUUGUGGGCCAAAGUAGAUUGGCAGCCAUCAAGGGCAUAGGCGAGGUGGUGGUGUCCAGGAUUGCGAUGGCGGCGCCUGGAAUGCUGGUGCUGCCCUUGAUCAUGGAGCGGCUGGAAAAGCUGCCUGCCUACAGGCGCAUCAAGUGGAUAAACGCUCCAUUCCAGACCCUGAUGGUUGGCUGUUUCCUUUGCUUCAUGGUCCCCACUGCCUGUGCUUUGUUCCCUCAGCAAUGUUCCCUGGACACUUCGACCAUGCGGACCUUCGAGCCGGAACUUUACGGGGAAAUCGAGAAGAAAACCCGAGGCAAUGUGCCCCAACGCGUCUACUUCAACAAGGGACUGUAGAUCAGCUCGAUAUUAUUCAUGGAUUUAGAGGAAGACAAUAAUGUGUAGUGGUUUCCGUUCUCGUCAUGUUUUACGUAGCAUUUAUUGUAUCAGAUCGCGCAAUACGUUGCAGUUGUUCCUUGUCUAGUGUCAAUUGUCGUAGCCGCUAAGCUAAAAAGAAUCUCAGCCCAAUGAAAUGUUAAUAUUCAAGCGUGCUCCGGUUCUCACAUUUAAAAAUAAAUUGGAUUUACAUUGGAUUUCAUAAUAAUUCAUUUGCUCCUCGUGCUCUGCUUAAGAAACAAAAUUUUUGAUCAUUUUUAAAACCUUAUUUGGUCCUUUGAUUAGUUUUAAGUCACAAAAUAUAUUUUAAUUUCCUUGAAAUCAAAAACCGAAGCACGCAAGUACUUAAUGGAUAUUAAUAUACACGAAUAACCUAAGUAGUUUUCAGUUAAUUUUGUAUUCGGAUUACUUUCGGUGAUGGUAUUAAAACUGCGAUAAUUGAUGAUCUAGAUCAAUUACUAAUUAACUCAUUUAAACCCAUAAACUUGCCCAAAGAUAAUAAAUUCCUCAACUUGUACAACAAGA
This is a messenger RNA of Drosophila biarmipes, 2015 nucleotides long. RefSeq names its product sideroflexin-2 (gene Sfxn2). Lineage: Eukaryota; Metazoa; Arthropoda; Insecta; Diptera; Drosophilidae. The record is from RefSeq and is a predicted model, not a curated record. The transcript has 4 exons. Gene Ontology annotation, cellular component: mitochondrial inner membrane. Bases 468 to 1451 code for a protein of 327 amino acids. Gene Ontology annotation, biological process: serine import into mitochondrion; monoatomic ion transport. Gene Ontology annotation, molecular function: monoatomic ion transmembrane transporter activity.